Molecule: messenger RNA, 375 nt
Organism: Necator americanus (New World hookworm)
Lineage: Eukaryota; Metazoa; Nematoda; Chromadorea; Rhabditida; Ancylostomatidae
Exons: 1
Coding region: 1-375 (124 amino acids)
Source: RefSeq, a predicted model, not a curated record
AUGAAGAUCUGUACUUAUAACGCACGUAUGCUUGCUUCGGAAGCGGCCAUCGAAGAUCUGAUGAUGCAAGCCAAGAAGAUUAAGAACGACGUCAUCGGACUGACCGAGACGAGACGACGUCACCCUCUCAAUGGUGUAUUUGAAACUGGAGAAGAACUGUUCUUAGGAAUAUGCGGCAGUAGAGGUGUUGGUGGAGUUGAUGUCCUCGUCAACACGAGUAUGGCAAAGAACAUCGACUCUUUCAAACAGUUUACGACCCAAAUCGGACGUCUGCGGAUGAGAAGAUGUGGUCCAUCACCAGCUUUGACUAUCUUCGUCGCUUACGCUCCAACAUCAAGCUACGAAGAAGAAGAAGUCGAAGCUUUCUAUAUGUGA